Messenger RNA from Pseudonaja textilis, 2007 nucleotides. The record is from RefSeq and is a predicted model, not a curated record. NCBI's taxonomy places the organism in Eukaryota, Metazoa, Chordata, Lepidosauria, Squamata, Elapidae.
AGUAUUUCUGUUUCUUUAGAAGGUAAGCCUUGCAGAAUGGAGGUAGACACGGGAUCUGCACUUUCGAUCAUCUACUGGGAAACCCUAAAGAAGAUUCAUCCCAGAUUGUCAAAGAAGAAGCUGCAGAAAUGCCACCUGACACUGCGGGACUACCAAGGCAAGAACAUCCCUGUCCUCGGGAAAGGCAAGUUUUUAGUUCAGUUCCAAGCUUUUAAAGGCCAUUUGCCUUUGAUGGUUGUUAAUGGUGCCCUCCCCAGUCUGUUGGGACUAGAUUGGUUCCCUUCUCUCGGCCUUAGUGUAACUGGGAUCCAUGCUGUCUCAACUUCUGACGUAGACGCCCUAUUCUCAGACUAUUCUGAUGUUUUUAGCAGCGAGCUGGGCUGCUAUUCUGGCACCCCCAUCUCCUUCACUGUGGACCCCCAGGCAAUUCCCCUUCGCCUUAAGCCACGCAGAGUGCCUUUUGCCAUCCGUCCAAAGUUAGAUUUAGAAUUAGAUAAGUUACUGAAGCAAGGGGUGUUAGAGCCAACUGACUUUGCCAAAUGGGAGACCCCCAUAGUCACCCCACUCAAGAAAGAUGGCAGCAUAAGAAUCUGGGGUGACUACAAGGCCACCCUCAACCACGCGCUACAGCAGAACGCCUACCCAGUGCCAGUUGUUCAACAUCUCCUGCAUUCACUUGGGGGUGGCAAAAUAUUCGCAAAAUUAGAUCUGGCCCAAGCGUAUCAACAGCUGCCAGUUGACCCCGAGACUGCAGAAGCCCAAACUAUAGUCACACAUCGUGGUGCAUUCAAAUGCAACAGGCUCCAGUUUGGUGUAAGCGUAGCCCCAGGCAUCUUUCAAAGCCUGAUGGAGAGACUAUUACAAGGGAUAAAAGGGGUCGUGCCCUAUUUUGAUGACGUAUUAAUAGCAGCACCCACAAAAAACCAAUUAGAAAAACGUCUCAGAACAGUCCUACAGAGGUUCAAAAACGCUGGCCUCAAGGUUAAGAAGGAAAAGUGCCAGCUUUGCACAGAAAGGGUGGAGUUUCUUGGCUACCUCCUUGACAAGCAAGGAAUCCACCCCACAGAAAAAAAAUUGGCAGCUAUCAAAAACGCCUCAAGACCUAAAAACAAAACCGAUCUCCAAGCCUUCCUGGGACUUAUUAACUUUUAUAACAUCUUCCUACCCCAGAAGGCGACUGUUGCUGAGCCCCUUCAUAGACUACUCAAUAAAAGGGCAUCCUGGAAUUGGGGACGUCGGGAGGAACACGCCUUCCAGCACGUAAAAGACCUCCUUACCUCAAAGGCAGUACUAAUUCAGUAUAACGAGACACUACCUUUGACUGUCACGUGUGAUGCCUCACCAUUUGGGGUAGGGGCCAUCCUGAGCCACGUCCUACCAAACGGCUCAGAAGCACCAAUUGCAUUUUUUUCAAGAACUCUAUCAAAAACAGAAAGAAACUAUAGCCAAUUAGAUAAGGAAGCCCUUGCAAUUGUCUCUGCAAUAAAACGAUUUCAUGAAUAUGUUUAUGGGAGACCGUUUUCUAUUAUAACAGAUCAUAAGCCACUACUUGGGAUCCUGGCGGGUGACAAACCUACUCCACACAUUCUCUCCCCCAGAAUGACGCGAUGGUCAGAAUUUCUCGCUGCCUACGACUAUCAAUUAAAGUACCGCCCGGGGAAAUCUAUUCCCCACGCAGAUGCCUUGAGCCGCUCACCACUACCCGAGCCACAGGAAGACCCAGCUCCCACACUCCCCGUACUGCAAAUAGAGACAAUGCCAUCACCUCCACUAACGGCUCAAGACAUCGCCUUUGAAACCAAAAGAGACUCUUGUUUGGCCCAAGUUCUUGGCUGGGUGGAGAGGGGAUGGCCAGAUUACGACAGUAAGGAAAUGUUUAAGCCAUUUAAAAACAGACAAAUGGAACUUUUUUCACAAAGAGGGUGCGUUUUGUGGGGAGACCGAGUUGUUGUACCAACUAAGUUACAAAAAAGGGUCUUGCAAAUGCUACACGAUGGACACCCGGGC